AUGAUCAGAACUUCACUGCCCAGGGCGUUGCGCGCAUCCAACCGCUGUUUUCACAGCUCAGUACCCGCACACAGAGUUGUCGCGACAAACCCUGUCAGGGCUGAGGAGGUGCAAUCGUGGGCGUCUGGAAAAUACCCUUUGAUUGAACAUGAAUACGACGCCAUUGUUGUAGGAGCCGGAGGUGCGGGUCUGCGCGCUGCGUUUGGUCUUGCUGAGGCUGGUUUCAACACUGCUUGUAUCACCAAGCUCUUCCCUACACGUAGUCACACUGUCGCUGCUCAGGGAGGCAUCAAUGCUGCACUUGGAAAUAUGUCAGAAGAUGACUGGCGGUGGCAUAUGUACGACACGGUCAAGGGUUCAGAUUGGUUGGGCGACCAGGACGCUAUCCACUACAUGUGCCGAGAAGCACCCCACACUGUCAUUGAGCUCGAGCACUACGGUGUACCCUUUUCCCGAACAGAGGAAGGCAAGAUCUAUCAGCGUGCGUUCGGUGGUCAGUCGCUGAAGUUCGGCAAGGGCGGCCAGGCGUACCGCUGCGCUGCGGCCGCCGACCGUACCGGUCACGCGCUUCUGCACACGCUAUACGGCCAGUCCCUCCGGCACAACACCAACUUUUUCAUCGAGUACUUCGCGCUGGACCUGAUCAUGCAGGGUGGCGAGUGUGUUGGCGUUAUCGCGCUGAACAUGGAGGACGGCACUCUGCACCGCUUCCGCUCUCAUAAGACUGUGUUGGCGACAGGCGGGUAUGGGCGUGCGUACUUCAGCUGCACGAGUGCCCACACGUGCACUGGCGAUGGGAACGCCAUGGUCGUGAGAGCUGGUCUUCCUCUCCAGGAUCCGGAGUUUAUUCAGUUCCACCCUACUGGUAUAUACGGAGCAGGAUGUCUGAUAACGGAAGGUUCGCGUGGUGAGGGUGGAUACCUCCUGAACGGAGAGGGUGAGCGCUUCAUGGAACGUUACGCCCCUACUGCGAAAGAUCUUGCAUCUCGUGAUGUCGUCUCGCGUAGCAUGACGAUCGAGAUCCGCGAGGGCCGUGGUGUCGGGCCCGAGAAGGAUCACAUCUACCUGCAACUCAGCCACUUGCCUCCUGAGGUUCUUCAUGAGCGACUCCCGGGUAUCUCGGAGACUGCUGCUAUUUUCACUGGUGUUGAUGUCACCAAGGAGCCCAUCCCGGUGUUGCCCACCGUCCACUACAACAUGGGUGGUAUUCCUACUAAGUAUACUGGUGAGGUCCUUACCAUCGACAAGGAUGGCAAGGACAAGGUUGUCCCGGGUCUAUACGCAGCUGGUGAAGCCGCCUGUGUUUCCGUACAUGGUGCGAACCGUCUCGGUGCCAACUCCCUUCUGGAUAUCGUUGUCUUCGGACGUGCUUGUGCCCACCACAUAAAGGAGACGCUCACGCCUGGCAAGCCCCACAAGGCGAUCCCCGACGAGGCUGGUAUGGAGAGCAUCGAGUUCCUGGACAAGAUCAGGAAAUCGGAUGGUCCUCUUCCUACGGCGAAGAUCCGGUUGGAUAUGCAGAAGGCCAUGCAAGCUGAUGCUGCUGUCUUCCGUACGCAAGAAAGCUUGGACCAUGGUGUCCAGAAGCUUCGUGCCAUUUACAAGAGCUACGACAACGUCGGCAUCAAGGAUCGCAGUAUGAUUUGGAACUCCGAUCUGGUUGAGACCCUAGAGCUCCGCAACAUUCUCCAAAAUGCUGUCCAGGCUAUCAACGCUGCCGCCGCACGCAAGGAGUCUCGCGGUGCGCACGCACGCGAGGACUACCCCGAACGCGACGACGACAACUGGAUGAAGCACACUCUGACGUUCCUGCACGACCCGUCAUCGCCCGACGUCGACAUCAAGUACCGCGCAGUCACGAGCGCUACGCUGGACGAGAACGAGUGCAAGUCCGUGCCGCCGUUCAAGCGGGUGUACUAA
Molecule: messenger RNA, 1920 nt
Organism: Sparassis crispa
Lineage: Eukaryota; Fungi; Basidiomycota; Agaricomycetes; Polyporales; Sparassidaceae
Product: Probable succinate dehydrogenase [ubiquinone] flavoprotein subunit
Exons: 14
Coding region: 1-1920 (639 amino acids)
Biological process (GO): mitochondrial electron transport, succinate to ubiquinone; tricarboxylic acid cycle
Molecular function (GO): flavin adenine dinucleotide binding; succinate dehydrogenase (quinone) activity; electron transfer activity
Source: RefSeq, a predicted model, not a curated record